AAACCAGUACUAGUGACUUGAGCAUUGGAAAUUCUUCUCCUUUUUGUAGCCGGUUUCCUCAUUCGCACUCCAAUGCCUCCAACAUCAAAAGUAUAGGAAAGAAAGACAGCUUGCAUUACCGAAAUUUCCACCUUUAAUUGUCAACCUAACUGCUUCCUCCAUGACCAUCUCAAUUCUCAAAACAGGCUAAUAUUUUACUACCACUUCAUUUCAAUAAUCAGUCUCUACUUUUACAUUACGCAUCGUUUCGUUGUUGGCAACCACAAAAGAAUUGAAGAUUCCGUUACUACGAUUAUGACAUUAAGCAUCAUGUCAUACUAAUUGCUAAUUUGCUGCAGUGCUAUAUAAGACUUGAAUUUCAAACUCAGCUAAACUGAUUCUAAGGUCAACUAUCCCUCCACCCACCCCGGCAAAACCCAGAAAGAAUAAAAAUAGGAAGUCACCAAAUCUCACAAACCAAACCAAAUCAGGCAAAGCCAUUUCUGGGUUUUUCUCAUCUUUCCCCAAUCUGAAAUGGGUAGGAAGCCAAUUGACUCGGAACCCAACAGAUGGGGCUCCAUGAUCCUCCUUUUUCUGGGGCUGGUCUCGUGUACUGUGGUCUACGUGUUCACGUCAUCGGUGUUCAGACCUGCUGAGACUUCAGAAAUUGAAUCUUUGACAAGUUUGGAGGUGCAAAGUGGGAAUCUUGAUGGUGAAGAUAGCGGUCAAUGUUGUACUGGGAUCCCAAAUCUGGAGCUCUGGGGGCCUGCCGUGAAGUGGGGUACGGAUUUCAAGUUCAAUUCUGCUGGGGAGUGUUGUAGGGCCUGCAAAGCAAUGUGUACUGGCAAUGAUGGGCCUUGUUUGUGUGAUUCUUGGGUUUUUUGUGGGAAUAAACAGGCGUGUGGAUCAAAAUUCGGUGAGUGCUGGUUGAAGAAACAGAAAGAUACUCUGGCCCCUGAUCGACAUGAGAGGGGGGACAAAACGAUGUGGACUUCUGGCCUUGUUUUUGGAAAAGGAGAAGGCAUAAUUGGCAUGGAAACUGAUUAUGGAACUCUUCACAUAAAGCUUUUGCCUGAAUGUUCACCGCAUUCAGUUCUCUACAUCUUCGAGUUGUUAUCGUUGAAACACUGUGCAGGCUGCGAGCUUUAUCGUGCUGAAACUCGGGUUCAGUCUUGGGAUUCACAUGGAAACCACAUAAAAGAUGCUUCCUUUGGUCCUCCAUUCGCACUGAUUCAAGGAACUCUUAAUGCCCAAGGAACGGCUUUUGAGAAGCUGCCAGGUGAAUUCUGUCCAACAGUAAGACGGGGAUCUGUGGCAUGGGUUGGUUCUGGCCCUGAAUUCUUUAUAAGCCUAGCAAACCAUGUGGAGUGGAAAAAAUCCUAUACUGUAUUUGGAUAUGUACUCCCCGAGGACAUGGAAAUUGCUGAGAAAAUUGCUCAGCUUCCCACAAAAUCUGAUGUCUGGAACAAUAUUAAGGUGGCAGUCUUGGAGAAGCCUGUAUCUUUGUUGAUACGAAGAAUGAAGAACAGUCAAGAGGACCUAAACCAGAGCGCUAAGUAGGACAGGGCUUUUGUUGGCUUUAUCGGGCAACUUUGUAAAUCAAAUUAUAGGUUUGUCUCCAAAAUUUCCAGUUUCUUUUACUUGUAUACCGUUUUUUAUAUACUCAAUCUAGCAUACAGUUUACAGGACACAAAAGAUGUAUAACAUGGCAUUUUGAGGCCUCAAGUACGAGUACUCUGGAAAACUUUGGCUGUGGUUAUGCCAUUUCGGACUCAAGGGUGCAUGAGUUAAUUAAAAAAGUUGCUCGAGCACCUUUGACGCACGCAUGUAACAAUUUCAGAUGGUUUGUUUGAUGGAGGGUCUGACUCUGACAUUAUGCAAUAACAAGUUGGACUACAUCUUGCUGCCA
Coffea eugenioides is the source of this 1888-nucleotide messenger RNA. RefSeq lists its product as uncharacterized. The record is from RefSeq and is a predicted model, not a curated record. Gene Ontology annotation, biological process: protein peptidyl-prolyl isomerization. Gene Ontology annotation, molecular function: peptidyl-prolyl cis-trans isomerase activity. The transcript has 5 exons. Lineage: Eukaryota; Viridiplantae; Streptophyta; Magnoliopsida; Gentianales; Rubiaceae. Bases 514 to 1539 code for a protein of 341 amino acids.